Messenger RNA from Limanda limanda (common dab), 4233 nucleotides. RefSeq names its product junctional cadherin 5-associated protein. Gene Ontology annotation, biological process: positive regulation of blood vessel endothelial cell proliferation involved in sprouting angiogenesis. The record is from RefSeq and is a predicted model, not a curated record. NCBI's taxonomy places the organism in Eukaryota, Metazoa, Chordata, Actinopteri, Pleuronectiformes, Pleuronectidae. Gene Ontology annotation, cellular component: ruffle membrane; adherens junction. Bases 1 to 4233 code for a protein of 1410 amino acids. The transcript has 4 exons.
AUGUACAGCGUGGAGGACCUGCUCAUUUCGCACGGAUAUAAACUGCCCAAGAGCGGCCCUCCUUCUGCCACGCCUUACGACAAGCGUCCUGCUGACUGCCAGCGUGAACUUGUGGACAACCGGGCCGGCCGGGGGACGCUGAACGGGUACGAGGCGGAGCGGGGGGCUUCCUUCACCGGCAUCUACGCCAGCAGGCAGGCGCUGGUGAAGUGCUACCCGGCCACAGACAACGAGGGCGGGGAAAGGUUCCAACGGAGGAAAGAAGCCGGCAUCGGUAUCCUAGGUGACGCUCAGCCCUUGGGUGAUUCUCUCGCCACGGAUAGUGGGUUCUACGAUGUUCCCAGUUUGACUUAUUCCGAGCCGCUGAGCCAUGACGAAAGGGACGUGUCCUACUGGCGGAGGCGAGGCCAGGACUUCAGCAUCCUCCUGGACUACGCUGAUGGCCGGGAGCUGAGGGCCUCUGCUGGAGCAUGGAGGCCACAGGCCCUGAUCGCAGCCGAGGAGCACCGGGCCGAGAGGCGAGCGCAGCAGCUAUGGGAGGAUAUUUCCUGGCUACGGGAUCCAGAUGCAGCCCCUUGUCAGCUAAGGGUGACUGGGGAGAGGAAGUGCCAGAGCCUUGGUACAGAGGAGUGGAGACCUGCUGUGGGCCUGGGACGGCAGCUGUCAGAUGGGGAUGGGGACAGAUGGGCUCAGGACCACUAUCGUUUGAGGACACCUGAGGGUUUUUUUCACCCUAGAACUAAAGCAAAGUCUCAAUCUCUCCCACGAGUUUUGUCCCCUGAUAGGAUUGAUGGCCGAGAGCUAAUUCCAGCCAGACCUAGCCUACCCGAUAGACAGCAGAGGAUAAACAGCACUGUCUUCUCUGGGCCCUAUAGUAGGUAUAUCUAUAGUGGUGGUCUUGGCAGGGAGCGUUGGGGUAGGAGUGCUGGGCCAAGCAGCCAUGUUGCACUUUUACCAAAGCCCAGGUUCAGCCGGCCGUUAAAGCCGCCGUCAUAUGAGAUUCACCAGCAGACUAGGGGUAGCGCAGAAAUGCUUGCUAUAGAGCAGGGUGCCAAACAAAAAGAUAGGUCUCUCUAUUUUCCAAGGGGCGGGGAUCUCAGACAAGACUAUUUCGCACAACACUCUGCCAUCACUGGAAUGGAGCCCCCUGGCUACAUCCCACCCCCAUCUUAUAGAAGACCCCCACUCCCAAGAGCAGUUUCAAUCAACCGCAAUGAAAUGGCAAACCUAAGAUGGAGGGCGGAAGCUCUGCAGAUGCAUAGUUCAGAUCCCGGAAGGUGGUUUUCCAGACAGGCAGGUGGUUCAUGGCUGGAGUAUUAUGGAGAUCGUGGGGCAACCUAUCGAAAACUGGUGCAUUCUGGACAUGAAGAGCAACCAGGUCCUGCCCGUCAAAUACCCACUGAAGACCCAAGAGCGAAGCAAGUCUCAGGAGCGUCUGGGGGAAAUUCUCUCACUGACUCAGACAAGAUCCGUAACAUCAGCAAAGAGAUUCCACCCGCCAAGAUUUUAGGACAAUCUACACAUGAUAGUGCCUUUCCUCCCCAACAGGGGCCAGCUCUCAAUACGGAUGGCCGCAAAACAUCUCUUAUAGAAAAUGACAGCAUUAAUCGAUGGUCUAGCAGGGGAUUAAUCAAAAAAAGUGACAGUGUAGGUCCUGAACAAAACCGUACUCAGUUCUUUCCUUCAUCUAUUCUGGGUAAACCACCACCUCCCCCAUGCAAGCCGGUUGAUCAGGGUGUCUCUGAAAUUGUGGCAGAGGUAAAAAAGGUGGAGGUACCUGAUCCACCAGAAAAAGACAAAAACAAAAAUCUAAAAAAGAGACUUAGUGAGACAAUUUUUUGUUUGGUGUCUGUCCCUCCUACUCCACAACUCUGUGGGACGAUCCGUGAUCAGAAUAACAACAAUGAGAAGUCACCAGACCCAGCAGACAGUCCAAGUGAGAAUAAAACGGGCCACUUAACAAACCAAAGUCUCCAAAGCACAUCUUCAGCUGAAGCUGAGCUGCAAGCACUUACUGGUAGCAUAGCAAGCAGCAAAACAAGCAGUAGAGCAAGCAGCAAAAUGUUUAAAAGAGUACCCUGUAGACCCCCUAAAAUAAACCAUUACAAGGAGCUGAAACUGUCUGGAUCCUGGCCUUCAAACCAGUAUCGAGACCAGGAGACACAAACAAGUCCAGAGGCCCAAAAACCUGCCCCUGAAAACAAGGAAGCACAACAAGAACCUGUCCCUCCAGACACUGAGGACCCUCCUGACAGCAGCUGUGUAGCGGGCUCUUCCUUCACUUUUCCUAUUAAGGGAGUGAAGAGCCUGAAACUGUCGAGCAACAGCGCCUUCUCCCUGACAUCCACCUUCUCCAACACGCUGAACAAGAGCACAGCUCAGCAGCCAGCAGUACCACCCUCAGGAAAUGUGGAGGAGAACAAACCAGCAGCAAUCACUGGGCCAGAGGCUUUGCCACCGUUGCUACUGAAACCGAUUGUCCAGCGGCCAUGGGAUGCUGUCAAAGAGCUUGAGACCAUCAAAAAGGAAGUCCAGGAUCAGCAGCAGCCGCAGACCAGCAAACAGCCCAGCGUAGACAAGUGCAUAGAGGACCUCAAUGAGGCUUACAAAGACAUCUUGGAGCUAGGCACUGCCAGCAAUAAAGUCCCAGAUGGUUCCGUACAAAUCCCUGAGCGUAUCAAAAUCCGGUUGACAUCAGAACCUCUCAACAAGCCCAGCAGCCUUAGGCGCAGUGCAGUAAGCUGGUCAGUUGACCCAGAAUACAGGGAAGUCAAGAGCGCCUUCUCCAGGCCUGCAACAAAAUCAGUGACUUUCAGCAAGCAGCUUCGGGAGGAACUGCCCGUCCCCCCCAGGGAGACAGGCUUCCGAGAAUACAGGGUUCUUUCGCACCUUUCGCGCAGGCGGAGCACUGAUGGCAGGACAGUCAAACUAGAUCUGCCAGAUGAGCCCAUCGAGACACCACUUUGUGACUUCAGUCCAACAACGCACAGCACAUCAGCUGAGGUACCGUGGGCAGACAGACAGCCCAUGCAGGAUGCCUCUACACUCACUAGUCCUCCAGAUUACGAGGACAUAUGCCUGACUCUGCGUCAUUCUAAAGACCCAUCGGAUGGCAAUAAAGCAUCAGCAGGCAAUUCAAACCCCAAUGACCCUGAGACUCUUCAAGAUCUCAGCGCUGAAUCAGAGGAAGACUGCCCUAUUUGUAAAAGAGAGCUUGAGAAUCAGAUGAGACAGGGUCCAUUGCCUCCACUUCACGAGGAGAACAGCUCGGACAGCUCGGCCACUCAAAAUGGCAGUCCACCACAAUGUGCUGCCUUGGAAAGUCCAGCAGAUGAUUCCCUAACUGAGGAGCCAAAUGACUCGAGUUUGAAUCAGUCUGGGUCUGAAACAAGGGAACAGAGUACUUUGACACAGGGAGGGAAUGAAAUAACAGACAAUGCUCAAGCAGACAACUUGGACAAUAAGGGUGCAGUUAAUCCUGCCGAGAGCUUAUUAACGAAUGACGCUACAAAGGAGAGCGCAUCCAUAAUGUUAGCAAAUGAUGUGCCUGCAGACCCCCAAGUCACAGAGGAUCAGAGAGCUAAGGAAGCAAAAGCUAAGGAAGUAGAAGUGAAGGAAGCCAGUACAGGAGAAAAACCUGAAGGCAGUGCAGACAAACAGUCAGCUGAAGGGAAAUCUGAGAAUGAGAUACAAGACAGUGCUGCACCUGAAGACAAGCAGGCGCAGGAGAAGAAUCCUUUCGCCGCCCCAGAGCAGAGAGUGGUUCUACGGACUCAUUUGGGUCGAGACCACACAGGGUUACCUGAGUUUCCACCAGAUAGACUUCCCCUUUCAGUUCCCCUUAAUCCGGACCGCAGGCUGUCCCUCAGCUUGGAGGGGGAGAGGAGGAGCAGGGGACCAGCUCACCGAAUGGAGGCGCUGCAGAACAAGCUCGCUAUUUCCCCAGGACGGGUGGCGGUCGAGCGUCUGGCCCGGAUGAGGGACGUGGACGUUAUGUAUCGCAUGAGGCGCCUGAGCAUCAGGAGCAAUGACUCUGGGGAAGGGGACGCAGAGGGGGAGGGGGAGGGAAAGGAGGAGCAAGUGGAGGAGAGCCACCCUUUGCCUCAGAGAAAGAAGGAGAAUGACCAAGAGGUCGACAAUUCACAGCAGGUCUCUGAUGAGACAGUGUUACACAACGAGGAGGAGUCAUCUCUCUCAGAACCCCUUGAUCCCAGCCGAGUGGAGACAUUGUAG